Messenger RNA from Meleagris gallopavo (turkey), 849 nucleotides. NCBI's taxonomy places the organism in Eukaryota, Metazoa, Chordata, Aves, Galliformes, Phasianidae. The record is from RefSeq and is a predicted model, not a curated record.
GCUUCAGCAAACAUCACUGAAAGCUCUGGGCCGGCUCAUGGCAGUCCUGCUGGAGACAGAGCCCACCGGCAGCUUCUUUCAGAACAUAGUCCAUGUCCUGUGGAGAUCAUUGAUAUCGGAGAACAUGUGGGAGCGCAAGAGGGCCCUGCAGACCUGCUCCCAGCUUCUGUCUGUUUGUGAAGAGCUUCAAAGAGGAGAUGCUUGCGAGCACUUUGGCUCCUUGGUGGGAUUGCUGGCACCUCUGACGUGCGACCCCAUGCCUGCAUCCCGCCAGUUGGCUGUCACCUGUCUGAACUCCCUUCUCCGAAUCCAAGGCAAAGCAGCCAACAGAGUCAUUGAGACAAGAGACCUUGGGAGCCUGUGUGAGGGGCUGCAUGCCUGCAGCGUCGUCUCUCAGCUCCAGACCACGUCCAAAAUGGCAAGAGUAAGUGGACCCAAAAAGGGGUGGUGAGAUCUCACUGUGUAGGCUUCUGCACAACCCUGUACUGCUCCCAGCCUUUCACACUAUUUCCAAAAUGAGCUGUCACCCUGAGACUGCUUUUCUCAGCAAGUAGCAGGAGGCUCUGAGCUAUGUCUGGCCUUCAGGCACCCAGUGCAAGGAGGUGACACCAUGAUGUGCAUUUGUGUUUGUGUGUGUGUGUGUGCGUGUAUGAGACUGACUGUGGCUGCUGGGAGGUAGGCUUUGCAUGUAAGCAAACACCAUGGAUGCAGAAGCUGAGAGAAGGCUCAACCGCCUUCCGUAUAAAUAGCAGGGUACAGACAGCAGGAGCGUUGUGAUUGCCGCCUGGAUGACCAGCAAGCCACUGAACUAAGAAUGCCCUCAAGACUGCUUUCUGUUUUGAAGAGCUG